Molecule: messenger RNA, 1964 nt
Organism: Cricetulus griseus (Chinese hamster)
Lineage: Eukaryota; Metazoa; Chordata; Mammalia; Rodentia; Cricetidae
Source: RefSeq, a predicted model, not a curated record
CAGCCUGGGUUGUUAAAAGUAGAUGGGCAGCCUCUGGCAGGUCUCAAGCAGAGACAGAAGGUAUAAAGCCACACCCCUUUGGGGGGGACUGUGGCAGACUGAUACUUGGGAUGACUGAGGACAGGGGUGGAGCUAGCUGGGGUGGGGGGCAGGAGCCCCAAGAGCAGUAUCGAGCAUGCGAGCAUGCGAGCAUGCUGCGGUGCUAGGAGGCAGCUACAGAGGCCUGAGAAUAUGCGGUUUCUCCCUCCCCUUUCUGCCAUGGACCCCCCAUUGUGGCUUUUCUGUCAGAGCCUCUGAAACUGGUAGAUUAGUCGAGAGCAAUGCCCCAGACCCCCACAAGACUGAUCAGCCCCUAUGGCUCUGAUCGGUUGGUGCAGUUAGCGGCUAGGCUUCGGCCAGCACUGUGUGAUACCCUGAUCUCUGUAGGCGGCCUUGAGUUCCCUGCCCACAGCCUGGUGCUGGCAGGUGCAAGCCCGAGGCUGGGAUGCAGGGGCAGGUGGGCUCUGGUUGAAGGCAUCAGCCCUUCUACCUUUGCUCAGCUGCUAACCUUUGUGUAUGGAGAGAGCGUGGAGCUACAGCCUGGGGAGCUGGGGAACCUUGAAGAGGCGGCCAGAGCCUUGGGGGUGCAGGCCCUGGAAGAGGCAUGCAAGCGAGCUCAAAGGGACAAGAACGAAGAUGAGCUGCAUGGAGGACUGAAGAGGCACCAGGUGUCAGAAGAACUCACGAGGAGUUCUGAGAGAAGACCGGGGGGUCCUGGAGAGAAACAGAGCCCAGAGAAGGAUUUUAGGAGUAACAGGAAAGAACAGGAGACGUUACACAAGCGCAGAGCACCCGGAGAGAGCCCUGAGAGGGCAGGGCUAACUAGGAAGAUGAGAGCAGAGGAGGCCCUCAGCUCAGCCCCUGGGGGCCACAGGGGAGCAGAAAGGAAGCAAGGAGAGGCCAUACAAGGUAUAGAGAGCCCUGAGGGCUCUGAGGAGUGUCUUCGUGGGUGCCCUGGUCCCCUUUCCCUACCAGGUUCCCCCCUAACCCCCCUCAUUCCCAGGCCCUGGUGGGCUGAGGCCCCUUGGUUGGGAGAGGGCCAACCUGGCCUGUGGAGCAUCUUCCUGUGGCCGCCCAGAUAUGGCAUUCCCUCCUCCCUUAGCACCCCCGUCACUGCAGCCUGGCAGGUCUGGCCUCAAGACCAGAGGAUCCCACUGACCUUGAGCCACUCCAAAGGUCUCUGGAGUCAGAAUCAGCUGGCCUCCUCUAGCUCCACUCCAGGCACACUGGCAACCUGUGUGGGUCAAGAAUGCACACUGAGCUGUCCAUCUCACCAACACUCUGCUUUACCCCUUCCUGCUCGCUCCCGGCCCUAUUCUUGCUCUGUCUGUGGAAAGAGGUUUUCACUCAAGCCAGAGACGCAUUACCGAGUCCACACAGGAGAGAAGCCCUUCUCCUGUAGCCUCUGCCCUCAGCGCUCCCGGGAUUUCUCUGCCAUGACCAAGCACCUGGGGUCACAUGGGGCCGCUCCCUAUCGCUGCCCUCUGUGCAGGGCUGGCUGCCCCAGCCUGGCUUCCAUGCAUGCUCACAUGCGUGGCCAUUCGCCCAGCCAGCUGCCGCCUGGAUGGACCAUACGCUCCACCUUUCUCUACUCUUCCUCGAGGCCGACACGGGCCUCCGUCCCUCCCGGGAGUCCUGCCUCCUCCUCUGCCACCUGGGGGGGUGUUGGCAGCUUCUCUGGCUUUGACAAGCGUCCACCCAAAGAAUGAAAGGCAUGCGGGCUCAGCCGGCCUGUGCCUAGGGCUGCCUGGCAAACUUGACUGCAGAAGCGCUGCUCUGCGCUGUGGGACAGGAGCCACGAACCCUGCUGACGAGUCCCAGUGAAAGACGAGUCCCAGUGAAAGACGCUCUGAGUUGGCUGGAGUGGACAUGGACUGGGGACUGUCAGCGUCACCACUAUAAUAAAGUUUCUGUGUUCCCCGUCA